ACGUUUCGAUUAUGGAACUUGCAAGCAAUAGUGAUUAGGUUUUUGAUUCCUGAUGAACUGUCUCCUGAUUCGUUUAAUUUGGCUAUUUGGGUUUUUACUGUAAAUUCUCAGGGUCUUCAGGACGAUGUUUUAGAAAACUCAACUUUAGAGAUCCAACCCAGUCAUGUUAAUACAAUUGUGUGUUUGGGUGCUUCCGCAUUUUGCUAAAGCGAAAAGCAUUUUAGGUGGCUGAAACCCCACCUCUCCGUAAAAAAAGCCCUAAGAGAGUGGGAUGAAAUAAUUUUUCAUUUUUUAAAAGACUCUAGUUAUUUAGGCUCCUAGUUUAUUUAGUAUUUUGUAAACAAAUAGAGAGAGGCAAAUUCAUCAUGGAUCACAGUCACACUAUAAUGAUCAGUACCCAGUAAAAUAGAGACGAAAUUGAUUAUUUCAGUCAGAUCGCUGUCACCCCAUAAUUAUAAGACACUUUACUUCGCUCGUCUGCUUGCCUUUUUAACUGUUCUUGCUUAAUUAGAGGUUCAUUGUCUUAAGUGGGCCUUUUGCUACCUUUUGCUACCUUUAACUACCUUAGGUUACCUUAAUGAGCUAACUAAUUCUGUUAUAAGAUCUUUUCUUUUUUUAAAAUGAAAAUCGCCCAUAAGAAAUUUACACACACAUAUCGUGAGAGAGGAGAGAGCUAAAUUUCUUGGGUUUGAUUGAACACAUCUCUGUAGACACUGCCCUGACUGUUUCUACUGAUCAGUUGGGUAACCUAUAGUCCUAUACCUUCACUGUUUCUUCAAAGCCUUGCCUCUGUGAUUCUAUCAUGACCUUAAGAAUGUUUAUUCUCCACAGUUCAAUCAUGUUUAUCUAUAGAAUUGAGUCAUUGGCGUUGAAUAACAUGGUUUUCUUGCUGGGAUGAUUAUUGUUUUGAUGACAUGGAGAUAACAGCAGUGUUAAGCAAAAUUACAUUCUGAGGACAGUUAGGAGGGUGGGCGAUCUUCAUCUAAGUUAUUAUGUGUCUUGUCUAAUUUUGGUCUAUAAUUUAUUACAGAUAAUAGUUAGAAUUCAUUUGUAGUGGUUGGCAUUAUUCUUGUAAAAUCAAGUUGGGAACAGUUUUUUUUUCAUCAUUUUCUAGAAUUUCUGGAAUCAUAUUCUCAUUUGAAACUCUUUCUGAGAAUCAAUGGCGGGAACUCUUUUCACUGCUUAUUUCAUCAUUUUCAAAAUUCAGAGUAGCAUCUAUUAUUCAUAGCUGCUGUGAUGAAGAAGCUCUACCUGGCUCCUUGGUGGUACAGCUCCUUACUGUGGGGGUUUUUCACUUUUCACGGCAGAUCCAGAUACAGCCAUGUCUGGAAGCACAAGUUGCACUGUUUACAUAGGCAAUCUAGAUGAGAGAGUCUCGGAGAGGAUCUUAUAUGAUAUAUUAAUUCAAGCAGGACGAGUGGUGGAACUGCAUAUUCCUAAAGAUAAGGAAUCCGAGAAACCUAAAGGAUUUGCCUUUGCAGAAUAUGAAAGUGAGGAGAUUGCAGAUUAUGCUGUCAAGCUUUUCUCGGGCCUUGUGACACUCUACAACAGAACGCUGAAGUUUGCGAUAUCUGGCCAAGACAAACCUACUCUAAAUGGUUCUGCAGUGGCUACACCAUCAUCAAAUUCUUCCCACCGAUCGAGGCCCCAGCCUGUGCCAAUAAAUAAUACUGAUAUUUCUCCGCACUCUGCUAGGUUACCAACACCUAGCCGGAUUUCUGAUUACCCUGCAAAUUAUUCCCGAGUUAAUCACCGGGUAGUUGACCAAUCUAGUGAGUAUGGAUCUCUCUACAAUGGCAACGAUUAUGAAUUCAGCCGGAGAGUCUUUGGGUCAACAUUGGAUAACAUUAGCCGGUAUAGGUCACGCCGACAUGAUACAAGUAACCCAAUCUCUUACCCAUCUUACUAAUAUACCAAAAAAUAUCUGUGGGGAGUUAAAAUUUACUCUCCCCCAAAUCUAAUUAGUAUGAGUAGUACUUGACUACUUGUACAUCUUUGUACGAUGUAUGUAAAUGAGAAAUAUUCAGUAGUUAGAAGAUACUGCUUGAUAUUAGCAAAGCCAAUUCAUGUUCGUGCCCCUGUUAUAUAUUUGUUAUGUACUACCAUGUCCAGGCAGGCUAGGUAUUCAUCAACUUAAUUAUGCUGGUUUUGUUCAUCAGUGAAAAACACUUCUUGAGUAGGCUAAACUGGGAUAUGAGGUGAGUAUUUGUUGCCUUUGAUUAUGCUUUUGAAUCUGUCUGAACCCUCAAGGUGUUGCCGCUUAUUGUCGGGGAUGAUCUAGUGUAGAUUGUUCUGGACUGUGGGAACUAUAGAAAAUGUUCAUCUCGUUCAACUCGCAGGUUUAAUUUCAAUUUGAUGGAAUUCUUUUCUAA
Molecule: messenger RNA, 2372 nt
Organism: Neltuma alba
Lineage: Eukaryota; Viridiplantae; Streptophyta; Magnoliopsida; Fabales; Fabaceae
Product: RNA-binding protein 7-like
Exons: 5
Coding region: 1322-1909 (195 amino acids)
Molecular function (GO): RNA binding
Source: RefSeq, a predicted model, not a curated record